CGAGUAUUCGCAAGGCCGAGAUGGCGACCAACCCAAACCCUGCACUAUACGAACAAUCGCGGGAUGUGCCGCUAUACCAGAAAUAGAGCGGAAAGUUAUAAAAGCAGCCCCUACUGAGAAAUAUACGGUGCUCGAGUUGUGCUCGGUAAAGAUUACUUGAUAGACCUCUUGAAUAUAUACGGUAUCAACAUGAUGCUCGCUCUUGCAAUAACCCUAACCGCCCUCCUCUUCUCCCUCACAACAAAAGUUCCCCCCUUCGACUCUUGGCCCUCCCGCAGAAUCAAACUCCCAGAGGUCCUUAUCCAUCUGAAAUACCACGGUACCGGGCCGCCCCUCGUCCUUCUCCAUGGGCAGCCACAACACUCCUUAACUUGGCACACAAUUGCUCCCCUCCUCGCACGGGACUACACGGUGAUAGUCCCAGAUGGGCGCGGUGCUGGCGCCUCCGGAAUUCCCUAUCCAGAAAAGUACACGGCGGAAGCGCUGGCAAAGGACCUGGACGGGAUCCUAACGGCCCUGAACAUCAGUGGUAAAACAUUCAUCGUAGGCCACGACCUCGGGAGCAAAGCCGCCGCAGCCUACGCCCACCUACACCCUGAGAAAGUGGCUCGAUUAGUAGUGUCUGAAUUCGCACUUCCCGGCUUUGGAUUCGAGGGCUUUAUGGUGCCGGAUGCACACGGGUCGUUAAACAGCAACUGGCACUUAUCCCUAUUCACGGUCCCCGACGCUGCGAUGUUCCUGUUGGAGGGUCGGGAGCGGAAGCUGUUGCAGUGGUUCUUCUGGCACGCGGCUUACUCCGGAUCGGCCGUUAGCCCCGAGCACUUGGAGCGGUACGUGUAUGAGUACACCAAGCCUGGGUACCUUCGCUCUGCGAUCGGAUGGUAUUCAUCGGUUCUGGAGGAUGCGGUGUUUUUCGAGAGGGUACUCAAUGGAUCCAAGAUUGAAGCGCCGGUACUGUACCUGGGUGGCGAGGCAAGCGCCCCGGGCGAAUUGGCCAAGCCGUAUUGGGAGAAGGUUGCGAAGAGUGUCACUGCUGUUACGAUACCUGAGGGUGGGCAUUGGAUUGGGGAUGAGAAUCCGGGGUUUGUCGCCGAACAGAUUGGAGAGUUUUUUGGGGAAGUUAGAGAGGGUGUGCCAGCGGCGGGUCUUGUGAAUUAGAGGACGGGUGUUUCUUAUACAGUGUGUUCUAGGGCUGGGGAAUUGAGGAAUUUAGUGGGCCCUGUUCUAAAGC
Molecule: messenger RNA, 1231 nt
Organism: Tuber aestivum (summer truffle)
Lineage: Eukaryota; Fungi; Ascomycota; Pezizomycetes; Pezizales; Tuberaceae
Source: the annotation of a GenBank genome assembly